Molecule: messenger RNA, 849 nt
Organism: Jatropha curcas
Lineage: Eukaryota; Viridiplantae; Streptophyta; Magnoliopsida; Malpighiales; Euphorbiaceae
Product: hydroxyproline-rich glycoprotein family protein
Source: RefSeq, a predicted model, not a curated record
UCUUUCUCUUCUACUCAUGAAUUUAACACUUCUUUAUUUCUUUUUCUUUAUUUGUUUACUUUCCCUUCACUUCAUUCCUUUCUUCUCCACAUGAGAAGAGGAGCCAAGCUACUAGUGUAUGCCAAUGGAGAGUCCAGAUUUUUCACCUUCCCACGUGGACGCAUCACGUCCGUCUCUUGGUUUCCCUCUCGGUACUGCCUUACUCUUGAUCAUCAUCUUCACCUUGAGCGGUAUUUUCUCUUGCUGUUACCAUUGGGAGAAGCUCAGAUCACUCCGUCGAUCUUUCUCCGAUCAACCUGAUCCUGAGGUUGACAUCGAGGCUCCACUUUCUAAACCUAAGCCUGACAACACAGAUUUCAAGCAAAAUCAAAGCCAGAGCUUGCCGGUGCUAAUGCCUGGAGAUCAGAUUCCGAAAUUUAUAGCAUUACCAUGCCCAUGUGAGCCGCCGCGAGCGGAGAAAGUGGUGGUGAAAGAGCAAAAGCUGCCGAAACCGCUGCGAUUUCCGGUGCCUCUGUAUUAGCAAUGGAAAAAAGAUCUUACCAUUUGAUGUAUAUAAAGGGGAAUUAAUUCAGUUUUCUUCAAAAUUUACAAUCUUUUAGCUUAUUUUCACCAUUUGAGAAAAAAAAAAUCGCAAAAAAAAAAAAAUAUAUCGAUUAGGUUUAGCUGAUUGUUACGCUUACCCCCAUUAGUGUAGGUCAAUUAUUUUUACUCCCAUCUGUAAUUAUUUUCUCGUUUCGAGAAGAUUAAAUUUAUAUGAAUUUUGUUUGGAAUUUGGAGACUUGGAAAGUGAUUUUUGUGCAGACACAGAGUUGCAGAAAUGAAAUCUGAAGAUCCUCUGUUUUACUUUCA